ACUGGUAAGGUGGCGCUCGCAUUCCCAAACAUUGAUUUUUCGUUGUAGACGCUAAUGAAAGAAAGCAGCCAAUUGUCUAAAUAUAUGUUAACAACUGAAGGAAUUUACGGGCUAUAAAAUGAGUGGCGACGAGAAUAGCUGCAGCGAAAAGCAGACGCUUAAUCUUGCGAAGCAGCAGCUGAAGAAGGUGCCAAAACAGGACGAUGCCCAAAACAUACGCAAGCUGAUCCUGGACGAAAAUGAGCUGCAGAAGAUCGACAACAUUGACUCGUAUCUAAAAAUCGAAACGUUAUCGCUGAGUAAAAACCAAUUGCUGCGAAUGUACGGCGUCUGUCGUCUUCACUGUCUGCGAGAGCUAAAUCUGUCGUUUAAUGGCAUCCUCUCCAUUGAGGGUCUCAAGGAUUGUGUGCAUUUGCGUGACCUCAAUCUGGAGGGGAACAACAUCAAGACUAUUGAGCAUCUCAAUACGAAUUUGAAUCUAGAGGUCCUGAAUCUGGCUGAUAAUAGCAUUGGUAGCAUAUCGGAUAUAUCAUAUUUACGCUGUCUCCGAGAACUCAACUUGCAUGGCAAUCGUUUGACGCACCUGCGCCAGUGCGAUAAGUAUCUGCCAGUGUCACUGGAGACACUCACGUUGGCCAAGAACAACAUUAACGAUUUAAAUGAAAUUUGUACGCUGUCGCAUCUCAACAAGCUGCUGAGCCUUUCCAUAACGGAUAAUCCCUGUGUGGCCAUGACGUUGGGACCGAACAGUGUGGAUGGCUUUGAUCAUCGUCCGUUUGUGCUGAACUGGUGCAUGAGCCUUAAGUUUAUCGAUGGCUAUGUGGUUGAUCCCAUUGAGAGCCUCAAGGCGGAGUGGCUAUAUAGCCAAGGACGUGGUCGACAGUUUCGCGUUAGCGAGCAAAAGGAACUGGCCAAAUACUUGAGCUCCGUCUGUCCGCUGGUUGGCAAGGCAUUGGAGAAUGAACACGAUCGCAAGCUGAGGCUGAUACUGAGCAAGGCACAGCACCACCAGCGUCAGCUUCAAGAGGAGAUCUUGGACAAUGCAAACAGUUCGGUCAGCACAUCGCCUUCAUCGCAUCGCAAGAAGCCCACGAGUCGCAUACAAUCGCCCCGCUUUUCACGUCUCGGCGGUCGUCAAGGCUCACCGGAGUCCAUGGUGAACAGCUAUCAUGGGAACAGCAGCAACAACAGCAUGAGCAGUGACAAUGGCGUCGUGAAUCAUGCACUGCAAAUGAGCACAUCUUUGAUAGAGAACAUCAAGAAUGAUGGCGACAACUUUUCGCUGGCCAGUCUGUCGGGCAUGUCCAGCAGUGUGACCACCAAGACCUACAACUCCACGGAGUCAACGCCUCGCAACAUAACGCCAAAUCCCUACAAUGAGCAAACCUUUAUUGGACAGACACCCUUGGGUGGUCCCUUGGCGGCUGCCUCGAAAAUGGUGCCAGUUCCGGAGACGCUGAUGAGUCCCGACGUGUGUCCCGCCGCCGUUGCCCAACGUGUGACCGUCACGGCCCUAAACUCGCAACUGCACAAAACCAAAGGGAACAAGAACAAAGACAACAAAUUGAAUUUGCCGCGCGUGCGGAGUCCUCAGUUGCGACGCAUCCAGAGUCCCACAAGCAGUCCCCGGAAGCAACAGCAGACGCAGUCACAUCCAAUGGGCACCACAACUGUGCAGGGCAGCACCACAGAUGCCAGUGGCUUCAGCACUGACGACGAUGGGGAACAGAUCAAUAUUGAGAAGCUGAAAACCAUACGGAAAAUGGCAGCACAACGAGUACAACAACAACAGCAGCAGCAACUGCAGUUGGAGAACAAUAAUCUGAAUUGUACGGAUCGUCUUAUAGAGCACGUGACUGAAUCCUCGGCGGUGACCAUACAGAAAAUGUGGCGUGGCUAUCAUACACGCAAGAAAACCAAAGACAUUGCCGAGAAGUUGCAUAAACAGCGCACACACGAAUAUAUUGACAAACUCAACAAGGAUAUGCUGCUGACAAAGGCGCAGCUGCAGAAUGAAAGGAAGAUACAACAGCUACAGAUGCAGGCCAUCAAUGCGUUGUGGAAAAAGGUGUCCACCAUGCAGCUGGACACAAAAGCUGGCGGCGAGCAGAGCAACAAUAUGAUUAACAAUGGCACAACAUCGGAGGAAGGCGUUGACAGUGGCAGCAGCAUGAAUCCGCCUCAGGGACAAGGACAAGGACAACUGUGCCUCGAUCAGAACUCGGCAGCUGUGGUAAAUGAUUUAGCCAAGCGUUGCACAAUAUUAACGGAUCAGGUGCAACAGCUGCAGAGCUCUAUUGGCACUAUUGUCAAUUGCCUGACCAUGGUGUGCAAUCUGCCACAGGAUGCGAUCAGGAAGCAAAUCAACGACGUCGACGGCAAUGAAACUGAACCCAACAACGGCGUGGAGACACGUGACAGCAGCUCCACGCAAACCGAUUUAAUUGCCGUGCAUACUCCUCAGCUGGAAGAUCUGAGCAAUUUUCCCUUUACCAAACCAAGGCCAUCAACAUUGGCGCUGGAAUCAAAGCACGAUGCGCUGGACACUGCCAAAAUUGCAGGAGAGCCGCAGCUUGUGGUGACUGUCAAUGAUGACGAGUUGAAGGAGAACAUUGAGAUCUGUGACGCACUAGGAUUGGAGCAGUAGGAGCUGCUCAAAAUUAAAUAUUCUCUAAACAACGCUUUAUAAGCACUCAA
Drosophila innubila is the source of this 2697-nucleotide messenger RNA. RefSeq names its product centrosomal protein of 97 kDa (gene Cep97). The record is from RefSeq and is a predicted model, not a curated record. Gene Ontology annotation, molecular function: protein binding. The transcript is spliced from 8 exons. Bases 119 to 2647 code for a protein of 842 amino acids. NCBI's taxonomy places the organism in Eukaryota, Metazoa, Arthropoda, Insecta, Diptera, Drosophilidae.